GUGUUCAUUAAUUCAAAGCCUCUCAAAUCUCAACCUCUCAAUCCCUGUCUUUUGUAAACUCAUCACUUUUAUUUUCCAUCAGAGAGAAGUGAGAGAAAGAGGCAGAAACAUGGCUAGUUGUAGCAUGGCAUCUGCUGCUUCAGGGUUCUUGUUAACUCCUAAUGUUGCAGCAGCCAAUGCCAAUUCAGGUUCUAGGAGCAGUAACAUGGUGUUUUUCCCUUCGAAGAACAACAAUAAUAACAAUUCAAAGCUUAUUGUGAGGGCAACUGAGGAGGGUGCAGCAGCAACACCUGCCACCACCACAGCACCAGUAGAAGCUGAAGCACCAAAACCUAAGCCACCACCGAUUGGACCCAAGAGAGGAACCAAGGUGAAGAUUCUCAGGAGGGAAUCCUACUGGUUCAAUGGCAUAGGAUCUGUUGUAGCUGUUGAUCAGGACCCAAAAACACGUUACCCAGUUGUGGUUCGAUUCGACAAAGUUAAUUAUGCGAAUGUAUCUACAAACAACUAUGCAUUGGAUGAAAUCGAAGAAGUUAAAUGAGUGUGAUAUGUUCCUAUUGUAAUUUUGAUUUUCACGUUACUCCACUGUCUAGCUUAAGCUUUGUCUAAGUCAUGAAUCUGUAUCAUACUCCCUGGUGAUUCUCUGUCUUAUUCCUUGCUGUGUUUCAUA
Molecule: messenger RNA, 670 nt
Organism: Hevea brasiliensis (rubber tree)
Lineage: Eukaryota; Viridiplantae; Streptophyta; Magnoliopsida; Malpighiales; Euphorbiaceae
Product: photosystem I reaction center subunit IV A, chloroplastic
Exons: 3
Coding region: 110-541 (143 amino acids)
Biological process (GO): photosynthesis
Cellular component (GO): photosystem I reaction center; photosystem I
Source: RefSeq, a predicted model, not a curated record